This is a messenger RNA of Daphnia carinata, 717 nucleotides long. RefSeq names its product translationally-controlled tumor protein homolog (gene Tctp). The transcript is spliced from 5 exons. The coding region runs from base 126 to 644 and encodes 172 amino acids. Gene Ontology annotation, cellular component: cytoplasm. The record is from RefSeq and is a predicted model, not a curated record. Lineage: Eukaryota; Metazoa; Arthropoda; Branchiopoda; Diplostraca; Daphniidae. Gene Ontology annotation, molecular function: calcium ion binding.
CUGAAUCAUUUUUUCUAAACUUUUCUUCACGGCUCCUUCCCUCUGUCCUUUCUGAGUCUACCUUCCAUCCCAGUUGGGUGUUGUGUCUCUUCUUUACUUGUUUUAUCAUCAAACAUCUGUUCACCAUGAUCAUCUACAAGGAUAUUUUUAAUGAUGACGAGAUGUUCUCUGACAGCUACCCUAUCAAGCUCGUCGAUGGAGUCCUUUACGAAGUCACUGGAAAGUACGUGAAUAGGAAAGCAGGAGAAAUCGUCCUUGCUGGUGCCAACCCAUCUGCUGAAGAAGCUGAUGAAGGAAGUGAGGAAGCUAGUGAAUCUGGCUGUGACAUUGUCUUGGCACAUCAGUUGGUUGAAUGCUUUGCCUUUGGUGACAAGAAAGGUUACACUCAAUACCUAAAAGAUUACAUGAAGAGGUUGGUCGCCAAGUUGGAAGAGACCCAGCCAUCUGAAGUCGAGACCUUUAAAUCGAACAUGAGCAAAGUGAUGAAAGAUCUUCUUGGAAGGUUUAAGGAUCUCCAAUUCUUCACUGGAGCUCAAAUGGAUGUUGAUGGAAUGGUUGCACUAAUGGAGUACCGAGAUAUUAAUGGAGAAAGCAGACCUGUCAUGAUGUUCUUCAAACAUGGACUGAUUGCAGAGAAAUUCUAAAUUGUCUCAAACUUCCUUCAUUUUAACAUCAUAUACUGGGAAAAUACAUAUGCGAAGGGCUCACAUUCGACAA